AUGGAAAUUGAUCUCUCUUUGAAGAUAGAUACUGAUGAUGAGCAAAAAGAAGAAAAAGCAGAAGCAGCAAAGGAAGAUGAGCGAGUAAUAGAAGAUGACGAGGAAGAAAUGGCACAGAUAUUAUCUGAUAAUAAGGAAGAAGUCCCUGAAGCCACAUCAGGUGUAAUAGAAGAUGAUGCAUCAGUGGUAGAAACAUCUUUGCAAGAUAACACAAAAACAAAAGAGCUAAGUGAAAUACAAAUGGAGAUGGAGAGCAUGAAAGAGGAAAACAAAAUUCUGAGAAAAGUUGUAGAACAAACAAUGAAAGACUAUUAUGAUCUGCAAAUGAAAUUUUCAGCAAUCCAGGAAAACAAUAAAAGAAAGGAUCAUCAAAUUUCUCUCUCACUUCAAGACAAUGCAACCACCAGCGACGAAGGACCAUCGAGAAUUCUUGAGAUCUUUAAUAAAAAAAUUCAAAGCGCUUCGUCUCCACCAAACACGGAUGGUAUUAUAAGCGAGGGUGAAUUGGGUUUAUCGCUAAGGUUGCAAACAAGCACAAGUCAAAUAGAAACUGAUGAGGGAAAUAAGGAAGACAAAAAGGAACAAUUGGCAAGUUUUGCAUCAGUGCAGAACAAGUUGCAGCGGACACAUGAAUUACCUGGUAUUACUACCCAUGCUGCUUCCCCUCCUAACAGAAAGGCUAGGGUUUCGGUCAGAGCAAGAUGCGAGGCUGCCACAAUGAAUGAUGGGUGCCAAUGGAGAAAAUAUGGGCAGAAAAUUGCGAAAGGAAAUCCAUGUCCACGAGCCUAUUAUCGUUGCACCGUAGCCCCUGGCUGCCCCGUCAGGAAACAGGUUCAAAGGUGUAUAGAUGACAUGUCCAUUCUAAUUACAACCUAUGAAGGAACACACAACCAUCCACUCCCAGUGGGUGCAACUGCUAUGGCUUCUACAGCUUCUGCAGCAGCUUCCUUCAUGUUGCUAGACUCAAGCAACCCUAUUUCAGAUGGUACCUCUAGUUUCAUCCAAACACCCAUUCCUUACAAUAGCUUCCACCCAUUAACCCCAGCUUCCAAUUAUAGAAGCUUAAACCCCAAUGAUCCAUCCAAAGGGAUUGUUCUUGAUCUCACCAAUAAUCUCAGUGAACCGCUACGUUUUUCUACUGGCAGCUCGUCCAACACCACAACCGAGUCUCGUUUUUCUUGGAUGCCAAACAAAUACCAAGGUGGUGCUAUUGCAAUGAACAAUUUUCACAAGCCUAUACCACUGGAUCAUGAUAGAAUUUGGAAAGGAGAAGAAAGCAAGCCACUAGAGGACAAUGUGUCGGCAAUUGCCUCAGAUCCUAAGUUUAGGGUUGCUGUUGCAGCGGCCAUAACAUCACUCAUGAAUAAAGAGAGCCACCCUACUCAUCCUAUAGGAACUUCCUUUGGUCAUAGGAGUGGGCAAAAUGGUAGCUAG
Messenger RNA from Abrus precatorius (Indian licorice), 1434 nucleotides. RefSeq names its product probable WRKY transcription factor 9. Bases 1 to 1434 code for a protein of 477 amino acids. The transcript has 5 exons. Gene Ontology annotation, biological process: regulation of DNA-templated transcription. NCBI's taxonomy places the organism in Eukaryota, Viridiplantae, Streptophyta, Magnoliopsida, Fabales, Fabaceae. The record is from RefSeq and is a predicted model, not a curated record. Gene Ontology annotation, molecular function: sequence-specific DNA binding; DNA-binding transcription factor activity.